Molecule: messenger RNA, 1598 nt
Organism: Hypoxylon trugodes
Lineage: Eukaryota; Fungi; Ascomycota; Sordariomycetes; Xylariales; Hypoxylaceae
Product: enolase C-terminal domain-like protein
Exons: 2
Coding region: 1-1353 (450 amino acids)
Biological process (GO): carbohydrate catabolic process; amino acid catabolic process
Molecular function (GO): L-fuconate dehydratase activity; magnesium ion binding
Source: RefSeq, a predicted model, not a curated record
AUGCCCGAAAUCACCAUCACCGGCUGGAGGACCCGCGACGUGCGGUUUCCCACAUCGCUAGACAAGACAGGAUCCGAUGCUAUGAACGCCGCGGGCGACUACUCCGCCGCAUACUGCAUCCUCGAAACCGACUCCGAAUUCUCAGGUCAUGGCAUGACCUUCACAAUCGGCCGCGGCAACGACAUAGUCUGCGCCGCGAUCCCACACUUAUCUCAGCGCAUCCAAGGCCGUACUCUCUCCUCCCUCGUCGCUGACUGGGGUACCACGUGGCGACACCUAGUCGCAGACUCUCAACUUCGGUGGAUUGGCCCGGAAAAAGGCGUUAUCCACCUAGCCCUCGGCGCCGUCGUAAACGCAUUAUGGGACUUAUGGGCGAAAUCCCUCGGUAAACCCGUGUGGCGCGUCGUUGCCGAUAUGUCACCUGAAGAGCUCGUGAAAUGUAUCGAUUUCCGGUAUAUCACCGAUGCGAUUACCCCCGAGGAAGCAAUUGCCCUGCUAAAGGCUAGUGAACCAGGGAAGGAGCAGAGGAUUAAGGAUGCGCUGGAGAGUAAGGCUGUUCCGGCUUACACGACUAGUGCUGGAUGGCUUGGGUAUGGAGAGGAUAAGAUGCGUGCGCUUUUGCGAGAGACGCUGGAUAAUGGGUACAAGCACUUUAAGAUGAAGGUUGGUGGGUCCGUAGAGCAAGACCGACGACGAUUGAAGAUUGCUCGUGAUGUUAUUGGGUAUGAUAAGGGGAAUGUGCUUAUGGUCGACGCAAACCAGAUUUGGAGUGUGCCGGACGCUAUUGCGCAUAUGAAGCAAUUAGCUGACUUCAAGCCCUGGUUCAUUGAGGAGCCGACAUCACCCGAUGACGUACUGGGUCAUAAGGCUGUAAGAGAUGCGUUGAGGGAACAUGGUAUCGGUGUUGCGACGGGUGAGAUGUGUCAGAACCGUGUUAUCUUCAAGCAACUUUUAGCCAGCGGGGCUAUUGACGUGUGCCAAAUCGACGCUUGUCGGUUAGGUGGUGUUAACGAGGUGUUGGCUGUUCUACUCAUGGCGGCUAAGUUUAAGGUCCCUAUUGUACCUCACUCUGGAGGUGUAGGCUUGCCUGAGUACACGCAACACUUAAGCACGAUUGACUAUGUGGCUGUUACAGGAAAGAAAUCGGUGCUGGAAUAUGUGGAUCACCUACACGAGCACUUCUUGCAUCCCUCGGCUGUGAAGGAUGGAUACUACCAAACCCCAUUAAACCCUGGAUAUAGUGUUGAGAUGAAGCCUGAGAGCAUGGAUCGGUUUAGCUAUCCUGGCGAGGAUGGUGUAAGUUGGUGGAAGAGCGAGGAAGCGAGACCGAUUUUGGAGGGUGAGAAGAUUUAAAAAUGAGGGGGCUGGAUGAGGCGGUCAUUAGCGUAUGUGUAACAUGCUAUGGGAAGUUGAUUCAUACUCUGUAUUUAGGAGGCACAGGUAGGUGGGCUAGGAAAAGAGGCAAUUUGGACCGGGUUAACAAAUUUAAUACUGCAGUGAUAAUAAGAUUGGUGACUCUUUACAUAGGUAGCCGCAGAAUAAUCUUAUCAUCUCACAAGCACAAAACAUGGCAUGGCAUCACAUCAUCAAAACAAUAC